CCGAGCCAAGUUAAAGCAAUACCAGACAAGCAGCGCUACAGUACGGACGCGCAGUCAGGACGUGUGAAGCAGAAUAUCAAUUGUGCUUUGUGGAGAAAAGAAAAUUAUUAUUAUUAACUGUGUUGUGUAAAAGAUCAAAUAUGCAGAUUUUCGUGAAAACUCUGACCGGAAAGACCAUCACCCUCGAGGUCGAACCAUCCGAUACGAUUGAGAAUGUGAAGGCGAAGAUCCAGGACAAGGAGGGAAUCCCGCCAGAUCAGCAGCGUCUGAUCUUUGCCGGAAAGCAGCUGGAGGAUGGCCGCACCCUGUCGGACUAUAACAUCCAGAAGGAGUCCACCCUUCAUCUGGUUCUCCGUCUGCGUGGUGGUAUGCAGAUUUUUGUGAAAACUCUGACCGGAAAGACCAUCACCCUCGAGGUCGAACCAUCCGAUACGAUUGAGAAUGUGAAGGCGAAGAUCCAGGACAAGGAGGGAAUCCCGCCAGAUCAGCAGCGUCUGAUCUUUGCCGGAAAGCAGCUGGAGGAUGGCCGCACCCUGUCGGACUAUAACAUCCAGAAGGAGUCCACCCUUCAUCUGGUACUCCGUCUGCGUGGUGGUAUGCAGAUUUUCGUGAAAACUCUGACCGGAAAGACCAUCACCCUGGAGGUUGAGCCAUCGGAUACGAUUGAGAACGUCAAGGCAAAGAUCCAGGACAAGGAGGGAAUCCCGCCAGAUCAGCAGCGUCUGAUCUUUGCUGGAAAGCAGCUGGAGGAUGGCCGCACCCUGUCGGACUAUAACAUCCAGAAGGAAUCGACCCUUCAUCUGGUUCUCCGUCUGCGUGGUGGUAUGCAGAUUUUCGUGAAAACUCUGACCGGAAAGACCAUCACUCUGGAGGUUGAGCCAUCGGAUACGAUUGAGAAUGUGAAGGCGAAGAUCCAGGACAAGGAGGGAAUCCCGCCAGAUCAGCAGCGUCUGAUCUUUGCCGGAAAGCAGCUGGAGGAUGGCCGCACCCUGUCGGACUAUAACAUCCAGAAGGAGUCCACCCUUCAUCUGGUUCUCCGUCUGCGUGGUGGUAUGCAGAUUUUUGUGAAAACUCUGACCGGAAAGACCAUCACCCUCGAGGUCGAACCAUCCGAUACGAUUGAGAAUGUGAAGGCGAAGAUCCAGGACAAGGAGGGAAUCCCGCCAGAUCAGCAGCGUCUGAUCUUUGCCGGAAAGCAGCUGGAGGAUGGCCGCACCCUGUCGGACUAUAACAUCCAGAAGGAGUCCACCCUUCAUCUGGUACUCCGUCUGCGUGGUGGUAUGCAGAUUUUCGUGAAAACUCUGACCGGAAAGACCAUCACCCUGGAGGUUGAGCCAUCGGAUACGAUUGAGAACGUCAAGGCAAAGAUCCAGGACAAGGAGGGAAUCCCGCCAGAUCAGCAGCGUCUGAUCUUUGCUGGAAAGCAGCUGGAGGAUGGCCGCACCCUGUCGGACUAUAACAUCCAGAAGGAAUCGACCCUUCAUCUGGUUCUCCGUCUGCGUGGUGGUAUGCAGAUUUUCGUGAAAACUCUGACCGGAAAGACCAUCACUCUGGAGGUUGAGCCAUCGGAUACGAUUGAGAAUGUGAAGGCGAAGAUCCAGGACAAGGAGGGAAUCCCGCCAGAUCAGCAGCGUCUGAUCUUCGCUGGAAAGCAGCUGGAGGAUGGCCGCACCCUGUCGGACUAUAACAUCCAGAAGGAAUCGACCCUUCAUCUGGUUCUCCGUCUGCGUGGUGGUAUGCAGAUUUUCGUGAAAACUCUGACCGGAAAGACCAUCACUCUUGAGGUUGAGCCAUCGGAUACGAUUGAGAAUGUGAAGGCGAAGAUCCAGGACAAGGAGGGAAUCCCGCCAGAUCAGCAGCGUCUGAUCUUCGCUGGAAAGCAGCUUGAGGAUGGCCGCACCCUGUCGGACUAUAACAUUCAGAAGGAGUCCACCCUUCAUCUGGUUCUCCGUCUGCGUGGUGGUAUGCAGAUUUUCGUGAAAACUCUGACCGGAAAGACCAUCACUCUUGAGGUUGAGCCAUCGGAUACGAUUGAGAAUGUGAAGGCGAAGAUCCAGGACAAGGAGGGAAUCCCGCCAGAUCAGCAGCGUCUGAUCUUCGCCGGAAAGCAGCUGGAGGAUGGCCGCACCCUGUCGGACUAUAACAUUCAGAAGGAGUCCACCCUUCAUCUGGUUCUCCGUCUGCGUGGUGGUAUGCAGAUUUUCGUGAAAACUCUGACCGGAAAGACCAUCACUCUUGAGGUUGAGCCAUCGGAUACGAUUGAGAAUGUGAAGGCAAAGAUCCAGGACAAGGAGGGAAUCCCGCCAGAUCAGCAGCGUCUGAUCUUCGCUGGAAAGCAGCUGGAGGAUGGCCGCACCCUGUCGGACUAUAACAUCCAGAAGGAGUCCACUCUUCAUCUGGUUCUUCGUCUGCGUGGUGGAAAUUAAUUCGUUGAAUAAAGCACAUUGAACCUUCAUGAA
This is a messenger RNA of Anopheles coluzzii, 2459 nucleotides long. Its product is annotated as polyubiquitin-C. Lineage: Eukaryota; Metazoa; Arthropoda; Insecta; Diptera; Culicidae. The record is from RefSeq and is a predicted model, not a curated record. Gene Ontology annotation, biological process: modification-dependent protein catabolic process; protein ubiquitination. Gene Ontology annotation, cellular component: cytoplasm; nucleus. Bases 141 to 2426 code for a protein of 761 amino acids. The transcript has 2 exons. Gene Ontology annotation, molecular function: ubiquitin protein ligase binding; protein tag activity.